Zingiber officinale is the source of this 1779-nucleotide messenger RNA. Its product is annotated as DEAD-box ATP-dependent RNA helicase 20-like. The transcript is spliced from 9 exons. The coding region runs from base 137 to 1495 and encodes 452 amino acids. NCBI's taxonomy places the organism in Eukaryota, Viridiplantae, Streptophyta, Magnoliopsida, Zingiberales, Zingiberaceae. The record is from RefSeq and is a predicted model, not a curated record. Gene Ontology annotation, cellular component: ribonucleoprotein complex; nucleus; cytoplasm. Gene Ontology annotation, molecular function: RNA helicase activity; RNA binding; ATP binding.
AUGUUCAAUUUCCAACUUCUCCCCUCGACACAAAAGCCCUAUUUUGCUCUGCUCUAUCUCCACCCUCCGCAGAGUUCAGGCGAAGCGACGACGAGAUCGUGAUCUCUUCAGGUUUUCUUAGAGCAACGCAAUCGGGAUGAGCCGCUACGACGGUCGCGCCUCCGACCCCGGCUCCUACCGCGAACGGAGAAGCGAUACGGGACUGGGAAGCGGUUCUCAGAGCUACAUCAGGGGAUUCGAGUCCUCUGGCAAGCGAGACACGGGAGGCGCCGCGGACUUGGACCUGCUGACCCCCUUCGAGAAGAACUUCUAUGUGGAGUCGCCCUCCGUGGUCGCCAUGAACGAGGAGGAGGUGGAAGCGUAUCGCAGGAAGAGGGAGAUAACAGUGGAGGGUCGCGACGUCCCCAAGCCGGUCAGAGAGUUUCGGGACGUUGGAUUUCCAGAAUAUGUAAUGCAAGAAAUAGAGAGAGCUGGAUUUGUUGAACCGACUCCUAUUCAAGCACAAGGGUGGCCGAUGGCUUUAAAGGGCCGUGACCUCAUUGGUAUUGCUGAAACAGGCUCUGGGAAGACACUUGCUUAUCUGUUACCUGCAAUUGUCCAUGUAAAUGCACAGCCAGUCUUAGCUCUUGGCGAUGGACCAAUUGUUUUAGUCUUGGCUCCAACCCGUGAACUUGCUGUCCAGAUCCAACAAGAAGCAACAAAGUUUGGAGCUUCCUCAAAGAUAAAGAACACUUGUAUCUAUGGUGGGGUUCCGAAGGGACCUCAAGUUCGAGACCUUCAAAAAGGUGUUGAGAUUGUCAUUGCUACACCUGGACGUCUUAUUGAUAUGCUGGAAUCACAUAAUACAAAUUUAAGAAGAGUAACUUAUCUUGUUCUGGACGAGGCUGAUCGAAUGCUGGACAUGGGCUUCGAACAACAGAUUAGGAAAAUUGUUUCCCAGAUUCGCCCAGAUCGCCAAACUCUUUACUGGAGUGCUACUUGGCCCAAGGAGGUUGAGCAACUUGCAAUGCAGUUUCUCUACAACCCAUACAAGGUGAUUAUUGGUUCUAUUGACUUGAAAGCCAAUCAUGCGAUACACCAACGGGUGGAGAUUGUCUCAGAGAACCAGAAAUAUAACAAAUUGGUUAAUCUGUUGGACGACAUAAUGGAUGGCAGCCGAAUUUUGAUAUUUAUGGACACCAAGAAGGGCUGUGAUCAGAUCACAAGACAGCUACGUUUGGAUGGUUGGCCUGCUCUAUCUAUCCAUGGGGAUAAAAGUCAAGCUGAAAAGAUUGGGUUCUCAGAAUUUAAAUCAGGAAGAGUCCAGGCUAAAGGCACAGCAUAUACAUUCUUCACUGCAGCUAAUGCAAGAUUUGCUAAAGAUCUCAUCAAGAUUUUAGAAGAAGCUGGACAGAAAGUUAGUCCCGAACUUGCCAAAUUAGGUCGUGGUGCUCCCCCUCCUCCAGGUCACGGUGGAUUCAGAGAUCGUUAUGGAAGCAACCGAUCUUGGAGCUGACAUUUGAAGGAAGAAAAGAGGAAAUUGGCCGGUUAAAUUCCAAGUAAGCGAGUGGGUAUUCCUCACCUGCAAUUUCUAGAUCGGAUAACCAUACUGUAUGAAUAAUUGUGAUUUUCUAAUGUAGUAGUAAUAGUAGUUGCUCUUUUACAUUGUCUACCACUUUCCUUACUGCUUAAAGGUUAAAUGGAUGUUUUUGUAUUCGUACAAAUACGUAUUCGUACAAAUACAUCUUAUGGAGAAGAUUAUUUGAUGGAUAAACAAGAUGGAUAAGCAUCAUUCGAUAA